Messenger RNA from Trichoderma harzianum CBS 226.95, 1749 nucleotides. RefSeq lists its product as hypothetical. Gene Ontology annotation, molecular function: iron-sulfur cluster binding; electron-transferring-flavoprotein dehydrogenase activity. The transcript is spliced from 2 exons. Gene Ontology annotation, cellular component: mitochondrial inner membrane. Gene Ontology annotation, biological process: electron transport chain. The coding region runs from base 1 to 1749 and encodes 582 amino acids. NCBI's taxonomy places the organism in Eukaryota, Fungi, Ascomycota, Sordariomycetes, Hypocreales, Hypocreaceae. The record is from RefSeq and is a predicted model, not a curated record.
AUGCCAAUUGCGGCUGUCAGAUCCUUCAGCACCGCUAUGCGACUGCGGAUGGCGGCCGAAGACGAAUCCUUCGACCCCUCGACCAUUGAGCGAGAGUCGGACCAGGUGGACGUCUGCAUCAUCGGCGCCGGUCCCGCGGGGCUGAGUGCCGCCAUUCGGCUGAAGCAACUGGCGAACGAGGCGGGCAACGAGGACUUCCGGGUGCUGGUGCUGGAAAAGGCCGGCGAGGUGGGCGCCCACAUCCUGUCCGGCGCCGUCAUCCAGCCGUCUGCCAUCAACGAGCUGAUCCCCGACUGGCUCGACGAGGCCAACCCUUCGCGGUUCGAACAUGCGACCCCGGCCGGCAAGGACAAGAUGCGCUUCCUCACCAAGACGGCUGCGAUCCCGAUCCCGGCGCCGCCCCAGAUGAAUAACCACGGCAACUACAUUGUCAGCUUGAACCAGUUUGUCAAGUGGCUCGGCGAGCGCGCGGAAGAGGUUGGCGUCGAGCUGUACCCCGGCUUCGCUGCCUCCGAGGUUCUCUACAACACUGAUGGAUCGGUCAAGGGCGUUGCCACCAACGACCUGGGAAUUGGACGAGAUGGCAAGCCCAAGGAUUCCUUUGAGCGAGGCAUGGAGUUUCACGCAAGAGUCACAAUGUUCGGUGAGGGUUGCCACGGUAGCUUGACCAAGAAGGUGGUUGGCAAAUUCGACCUGCGACGAGAUAGCCAGCACCAGACGUACGGCUUGGGCGUCAAGGAAGUGUGGGAGAUUGACCCUGCCAAGUUCGAAAAGGGUCUCAUUGUCCACUCCAUGGGUUAUCCCCUGCCAAAGGACGUCUAUGGCGGCUCUUUCAUGUACCAUUUUGGCGAGAACCUGGUGAGCUUGGGCUUGGUCGUGUCUCUGGACUACGAGAACCCCUGGCUCUCCCCAUACCAGGAGUUCCAGAAGUUGAAGCUGCACCCGCUCUUCAAGAACGUGCUCGAGGGCGGCAAAUGCAUCUCUUACGGCGCCCGCGGCCUCGUCGAAGGUGGCUUCCAGAGCAUACCCAAGGUUGCCUUCCCCGGCGGCGCCCUGAUUGGUGAUUCCGCCGGCUUCGUCAACGUGCCCAAGGUCAAGGGCACGCACAACGCCAUGAAGUCGGGCAUGCUCGCCGCAGAGGCCGCGUGGAACGCCCUCAACGACUCCAGCGAGGGCACCGUCUUCCUCUACGACUACGAGGACGCGCUGCGCAAGUCGUCCAUCUGGAAGGAGCUCAAGGAGGUGCGCAACAUGCGGCCCUCGUGGCACAACCCGCUCGGCGUCUACGGCGGCGUCGCCUACUCCGGUCUGGAGGCGUACGUCCUCAAGGGCCGCGUCCCGUGGACAUUUAAGCACGGCAAGCCCGACUACGCGUCGACCAAGCCGGCCGACAAGUUCCCCAAGAUUGAGUACGAGAAGCCCGACGGCAAGAUUACCUUUGAUAUCUUGACCAGCGUGUCUCGCACGGGCACCAACCACGAGGAGGACCAGCCCGUGCACCUGCAGGUCAAGGACUGGGAUGCCCACACUGACACGACGUAUCCGACUUUCAAGGGCCUGGAGAACCGCUUCUGCCCGGCUGGAGUGUAUGAGUACGUCGAGGACGAGUCAAAACCGCACGGCGUGCGAUUCCAGAUUAACGCACAAAACUGCAUUCACUGCAAGACGUGCGAUAUCAAGGCUCCCCACCAGGACAUCAACUGGCAAGUUCCGCAGGGAGGUGAAGGACCCAAGUAUUACAUGACAUGA